Molecule: messenger RNA, 1488 nt
Organism: Cyphellophora attinorum
Lineage: Eukaryota; Fungi; Ascomycota; Eurotiomycetes; Chaetothyriales; Cyphellophoraceae
Product: Major facilitator superfamily domain-containing protein 7
Exons: 2
Coding region: 1-1488 (495 amino acids)
Biological process (GO): transmembrane transport
Cellular component (GO): membrane
Molecular function (GO): transmembrane transporter activity
Source: RefSeq, a predicted model, not a curated record
AUGUUCUCAAAGACUCCCAAAGUCAACGAGCGCGAGAGUGCGACGAGCAGCAGUUCUCAUGCUGCAGUUGACCGCAAUGGAGCUUCCCCGCCAGCGCAAAGGGAGUCACACGACCGACUACCACCACUUGAUCGCACACUAUCGCGAUUAACCACUGCUUCGACCGUUGAGUACCGCGUCUACAAACGUCGCUGGCUUGGACUGGUUCAACUCGCUCUGCUCAACAUCGUCAUUUCAUGGGACUGGAUUACCUUUGCGGCAGUGUCGUCCUCCGCAGCGACGUACUUUAGCACCAGCGAAACCAACAUCAAUUGGGCUUCUACUGCAUUCUUGUUCGCUUUCGUGGUCGCGACACCGUUCACAUCCUGGACGCUUCAUCGACAUGGCCCGAAAUUGUCUAUUAUGGCCGCGGCAGUCCUCACCCUUGUCGGCAACGGCAUCAAAUAUGGUGGCACAGCCUCCCACCAACUCGGCGUUAUGAUGCUGGGGCAAAUGGUGAUCGGUGUUGCGCAGCCCUUCGCCCUUUCCUCAGCCACAUCGUACUCCAACCUCUGGUUCACUCCAUCCGGACAACAACCCCACCACAUCUCCCGCCUAGUCGGCUUCGUCGCCAUCAUCUCCGCCUCCGUUUCCGCGUUCUCACUCUUCGUGCCCGGCCAACCACCAACACCACCCUCCGCCGCCUCCGCCUCCACCUCGCACAUCACAGGCCCCUACCCGAACGAGGACAGCAACGGCAAUCCACUUAACUCAAAGUCUUCGUUACUCAAAGACCUCCACACCCUAACCCACUCCCUCGAAUUCUACCUCAUCUUCCUCCCCUUCACGGUCUACGUCGGCUUUUUCAAUGCCUUCUCCUCGCUCAUCAACCAGAUCCUCGAACCCUACUCCUUCUCCGAAGACAACGCCGGCAUCGCGGGCGCGAUCCUCAUCGUUGUCGGCCUGCUCACUGCUGCCGUCUCUUCGCCCAUCAUCGACCGUACACACGCUUACCUCACAAUGAUCCGCAUUUGCGUGCCGUUGAUUGCGAUUGCGUACGUGGUGCUCAUCUUCGCGCCGCCGACGAAGAGUCUAGCGUUUGUGUUCGUGGUGUGCGCUGCGCUUGGAGCAGCGAGCUUUGGGCUGGUGCCUGUGGCGCUGGAGUUCUUGGUGGAGAUGCACUACCCGUUGGGACCGGAGUUGGGGAGUAGUCUGUGUUGGUGUGGCGGGCAAUUGUUGGGUGGCAUUUUCAUUGUCAUUAUGGAUAAAUUAAAGGGUGGCAUAGGGGGGCCAGAGGACAACAUGCAGCGGGCAUUGAUCUUUCAGGCUGUGAUUGCUGUGGCAGUGGCGCCGUUGCCGGUAUGUCUGGGCUUGUUUGGGCGCGGGGACAAGGUCAGGAGAAGGAGGUGGGAAGUUGAUCGCGAAGGGGCGGGUAGUGGUGAGGUGCGGGUCGAGGAUGGAGAGGAGGAUCAGGAGAGGUUGAGAGGGAGUGGGAGUUUGAGGAUCUGA